UUUAUUUCUGAUUUUCAUUUGUAUUAAAAAAUCUUAAAUUAGAAUAACAAGUUUCGGCGAGUUGAUACGAAUACAACCUUGUAAAUAAUAAAGAAUAGGUCUCGCUAAGACGAGAUAGUCGUUCGUUUGACACAUAUUUGGCAAAAGGCCUUAGCAUUGCGUAGCGGAAUCAAUCGCUACGAACACCACGAUUGUUAUUUAAUCUUAUCCGCACAACUACGCUUGCAUAAUGAAGAUUUGGACAUCAGAGCAUACAUUCAAUCAUCCGUGGGAGACAGUAACACAGGCAGCAUGGCGCAAGUAUCCAAACCCAAUGACUCCAUCAAUUAUUGGCACCGACGUUGUUGAUCGCAAAGUAAUUGAUGGCGUGCUGCAUACACAUCGUCUAGUUCAAUCAAAAUGGUAUUUCCCAAAGUGGACACAUGCGUUAAUUGGUACUGCCAAAACCUGCUUUGCAAGUGAACGUUCAACUGUAGACCCCUCGCGAAGGCAAAUGGUACUCAAAACUAUGAAUUUGACAUUUUGUCGUCACAUAUCCGUAGACGAGGUACUGUAUUAUGAACCGCAUCCCACAGAUGAAACCAAAACAUUGCUGAAACAAGAGGCUUCGGUCAGUGUGCAAGGUGUGCCCCUAUCUCAUUACAUGGAAGAACUUCUAACGUCAAGUAUCAGCAUGAAUGCUGGCAAAGGACGACAAGGUCUUGAAUGGGUUAUUGGACGUAUUAAUGCCGAAGUUAAAGGCAUUGCAAAUUCAGCAGCAAAAAGCACAGAUGAUCUUAUUAUGACAACCCGCCGUUCCAUUGAUGACAUGACUGAAAGCGCGAGGAAGAGUAUGGACGAAAUCAGCGCGCAGGCAGCGAAACACAUGCACAUUUAGAUAACUGCAUUUGCAUAUAUGUAUAUUAUAUUAUAUAUAUAUAUGCACAUGCCAAACAUGCCACAACAUUAGUGUUAAGCGCUUUUGGAGCAACCUCUGGAGGACUCCAAACCAAUUUGGUGUUGUACAAUAACAAAAUUUGUGUGAAUGUUUUUGAUUUACAAAAUAGUUUAAUUAUUGGACAUAAUUUAUUUUUGAAAUUUGUGCUAUUAUAGUUAUGAUAAAAAAACUAAAUUUUUUCUAAAUCAAAUAAUUGUUAAAAGCGGAUCGUUUCAACUUUUUGCCGCAAUUUAAAUUAAUACCAAAUAAACUAAACAAAUUUCUGAUAAACGUGCUGAACAUUAAUUAUGCAAAACGAAAAUUUGAUUUUUAAUUAUACAAAAAUGUGUGAAAUUAUAUAUGUUGCAUAAAAUGAAAUUAAGUGUUAUGAAAAAUUAAAUUUUCUUACUAUAGAAUUUAUUAACUUUUUAAUGCAAUUUCGAACCGACCCAAGUCAAAAACUACAACAACCCCUAACGCCGCCAACAGUUAAUUAUUUUCUUUAACACUCCAUUGUGAAAUUUAAUACGCGACAAGCCAACAAAAAAAGAAAGAUAAAAAAUUACCAAAAAUAUAUAAUAUAUAUUUUUUCAUUUGUGCAAUUACCGAUAUGCAAAUCGAAAGUAAAAAAAGCAUACAAUUAAAAAAGAA
This is a messenger RNA of Teleopsis dalmanni, 1567 nucleotides long. RefSeq names its product protein slowmo (gene slmo). The record is from RefSeq and is a predicted model, not a curated record. Bases 230 to 877 code for a protein of 215 amino acids. The transcript is spliced from 3 exons. Gene Ontology annotation, molecular function: phosphatidic acid transfer activity. Gene Ontology annotation, biological process: phospholipid transport. Gene Ontology annotation, cellular component: mitochondrial intermembrane space. NCBI's taxonomy places the organism in Eukaryota, Metazoa, Arthropoda, Insecta, Diptera, Diopsidae.